AAAUCAAUGGUGGAAGAGAAAAACAAGUUUGGUUUCUGAAAAUAUCAAAACUAGCAUUGGCUUUUGCAAUUAUCCACUCAAAACCAUCAGGGAAGAGUUGCAAAGAAUACACUGAACACCUUGCCAAAAUCGUAUCUGAACAAGAUUUUGGAUGGAAAUCGAAAGUUGAAGCGCUGGAAGCUGAAGUUCUUCGAUUACGUCAGGAACUUCUUUUGAACAAGAUCUGCCCGAGAUUCUGCUUGGAAAAUGGAAAACCAGAUGCCUCUGCCAAAACUCUUCUGGAUCAGGAAUGUAUAAACCCUAUGAGUUACUCAAGCCAGCUAGAAGACUCUGGAUGUGAUGUGUCUAAUGACUAUGCAUUCGAUUCUUUAGGCAUAGCUUCUGAUUUUCACCAAUACGAGCAUAAUGUUGACACUUCUAAACGUUGGUUGGAAAGAGUUCCCCCAUUGAAUCUUUGCUGUACUAGCAAGGAAGAAUCUCUGACUGCUCCAGUGCAGUUUUUGCAACAUCUGCUUGAAAUAAGAAAACUGUCAGAAGGAGGAAUUCUUCAAGCAGACUUCACAGAGCUUGAGAAUGAUUCUUUCACUGUAUGCAAUUCAGUGUCUCAGUUGCUUGAUGGACUGACUGUUUUUUACAACAGUCCUAAAUUUCCAGUUUCAAAUUUUCUUUCUGAAGCAGUUUGUGUUUUGACCAGUUUAAUAACUGAUAAUAAAUUAUCUAAUCAUGUUUUGAAGAAGUGUUUCAAGAAGCUGGAAGAAUUUAAGAAAAAUCUAAUUCAGAUUAUUUUAAGAAACAGCAGUGUCAAUAGAUUUCAGGCACUGCAUGCUGUAUCAAACGCUCUGGUUUUGCUAGGAAGGAGCAACAUACUAAGAAAUUCUUUAAUAUCGCUUCUACUGUCAGAAGUACGUCAGUUUGCUGAGCACCUGUUGCAAGCCCACCAG
This is a messenger RNA of Phaethon lepturus (White-tailed tropicbird), 941 nucleotides long. RefSeq names its product meiosis-specific 4 homolog (S. cerevisiae) (gene MEI4). Gene Ontology annotation, cellular component: lateral element. Gene Ontology annotation, biological process: DNA recombination; oogenesis; meiotic DNA double-strand break formation. Lineage: Eukaryota; Metazoa; Chordata; Aves; Phaethontiformes; Phaethontidae. The record is from RefSeq and is a predicted model, not a curated record. The transcript has 3 exons. The annotation marks the transcript as partial.